Messenger RNA from Bufo gargarizans (Asiatic toad), 3436 nucleotides. RefSeq names its product CREB regulated transcription coactivator 2 (gene CRTC2). Lineage: Eukaryota; Metazoa; Chordata; Amphibia; Anura; Bufonidae. The transcript has 14 exons. Gene Ontology annotation, cellular component: cytoplasm; nucleus. The record is from RefSeq and is a predicted model, not a curated record. The coding region runs from base 57 to 2933 and encodes 958 amino acids. Gene Ontology annotation, biological process: positive regulation of transcription by RNA polymerase II; protein homotetramerization. Gene Ontology annotation, molecular function: cAMP response element binding protein binding.
CCCUGUGGCUGCUCUCCUCCUUGCACCCCUUCGGCGGCUGCGGAAGGGCUGGAAAAAUGGCGGCUCCGGGGGCGAGCGGGCCGGGCUCUGCUUCCAACCCGCGCAAGUUCAGCGAGAAGAUCGCGCUGCAGCGCCAGAGGCAGGCGGAGGAGACGGCAGCCUUCGAGGAAGUCAUGAUGGACAUCGGCUCCACCCGGCUCCAGGUGCAGAAGCUGCAGAUGACGCACAUGAGAGGCUCCUACUACGGCGGCUCCCUCCCCAACGUCAACCAGAUGAGCAGCGGCGCCUCCGACUUCCAGGGCCCCCCGCAGUCACAGCUGGAUGCCCGGAGCACCCGUCAUGGCGGAUUGGUGGAGAGAGUCCACCACAGAGACCCCCGCCGGAUGGUGUCGCCGCUGCGCCGCUACAUGCGCCAGGUGGACAGUUCUCCGUACGGCGCCUCUUAUCUCUCCCCGCAGCCGGAGUCGUCCUGGAGAAGGACCUUGCCCUGGGGCGCCUACCCCUCGGACACAGGACAGCUGUUUAGGCUGCCGAGCGCUUUAAACAGAACAAACUCCGAUUCUGCCCUGCACACAAGUGUGAUGAACCCGGCCCCGCAGGAGCCGUACCCCGGACCACCACAGGGGGGCCCCACUGCCUCCCGCAGGACUGGCUUCCCGUUCGGUGUCCCGGCCAUAGAGGAGUCUCAGGCGGACGGCGCGCGGUUGCUGAGUCCAUGUGACGCCAGAAAAAUGCCCGCCGCCUCCCCGCGCCCCAAGUCCUGUGAGGUCCCCGGGAUUAACAUUUACCCCUCGGUGGAUCAGCCGUCCUGCACCCCCCCGGUGCCCUCUGUACUGAAUACUGGGGGGUCCUUGCCGGACCUGACCAGCCUGCACUUCCCCUCCCCCCUCCCCACCCCCCUGGACCCGGACGAGUCUGGAUUCAGCAGCCUGAGUGGCGGGAGCAGCACUGGGAACCUCGCCAGCACCAUGACCCACCUGGGCAUCAGCAGGAUCGGGCUGCCCCCCGGGUAUGACUCAGGUUUCCCGUCCGCUGUGCCGAACCCUCUGAGCCGCCAGUCCCUGCAGUCAUCGCUGAGUAACCCGAACCUGCAGACCUCGCUCAGCAGCGCCUCCCUCCAGACCUCCUACAGUAACCCGUCCCUGCAGUCCUCGCUCAGCAGCCAGUCCCUGCCCUCCUCCCUCAGUAACCAGUCGCUCUCGCCCUCGGCCAGCAGCCACAGCCUGCCAUCCGCCUACAGCAGCCCGUCCUCUCCAUCCUCCUCCUUCCCUCCGCUGGCCUCUCUGAACACCUCCCCUCGGCGCAGGGUCCCGCUCAGCCCCCUGACAUUGCCAAUGGCCGCAGACUCCAGGAGGCCUCACCAGAAGCAGUUCUCGCCGACCAUGUCCCCCACGCUGACGUCCAUCACCCAGGGGGUCCCACUGGACACCAGCAGAUUUCCCACCGAGCAGAGACUGCCACCUUAUCAUUAUAGUCACCCAAAUUUUCUGCACCAGUCCCAGCAGCGUGUGCACCAGUCCCACCAGUCGGCACAGGAUUCCCAGCAGCCUCUGCACCAGUCCCAGCAGAGUGUGCACCAGUCCCACCAGUUGGCACAGGACUCCCAGCAGCCUCUGCACCAGUUUGCACAGGACUCCCAGCAGCCUCUGCACCAGUUUGCACAGGACUCCCAGCAGCCUCUGCACCAGUUUGCACAGGACUCCCAGCAGCCUCUGCACCAGUUUGCACAGGACUCCCGGCAGCCUCUGCACCAGUCGGCACAGGACUCCCGGCAGCCUCUGCACCAGUCUGCACAGGACUCCCGGCAGCCUCUGCACCAGUCGGCACAGGACUCCCGGCAGCCUCUGCACCAGUCUGCACAGGACUCCCGGCAUCCUCUGCACCAGUCUGCACAGGACUCCCGGCAGCCUCUGCACCAGUCUGCACAGGACUCCCGGCAUCCUCUGCACCAGUCUGCACAGGGCUCCCAGCAGCCUCUGCACCAGUCUGCACAGGACUCCCGGCAGCCUCUGCACCAGUCUGCACAGGACUCCCGGCAGCCUCUGCACCAGUCUGCACAGGACUCCCGGCAUCCUCUGCACCAGUCUGCACAGGACUCCCGGCAGCCUCUGCACCAGUCUGCACAGGACUCCCGGCAUCCUCUGCACCAGUCUGCACAGGGCUCCCAGCAGCCUCUGCACCAGUUGGCACAGGACUCCCGGCAGCCUCUGCACCAGUUGGCACAGGACUCCCAGCAGCCUCUGCACCAGUCCCAGCACGCUAUACAGGAAGGCCAGUCAUCAUUACACCAAUCCCAGCAGUCCCACAACCCCCAGCCAUCGCAGCAAGCCCCCCAGUCCCUGGACCCACGAGGACAGCCCUUUCUGGCGGAGGUUUCCCAGAAGCCUUUGCCACAAACCUCUCAGAGAAAGAAUCAUACCGUUAUGUCAGGCAUGCCGCCCUACGCGUUCCCGCAGCACGCGGGAGGACCCUUCUACCAGCCGUCCCUGGGGGACUACAAUUCUCUGCUCAGCAGUCUCUUCGAUGACUGUGAUCUACAGCUCUCAGCCCAGCAUGCCAGCCGCCUGUCACAGGAGUUUGAGCAGUGCAAUAUGGUGGAGGGCGACCGCCUGGGCCUGAGCGGCAGCUGCUUUCCUGGGGAGUAUCCUCCGGUGCAGAACUCCUCGCAGUCCCUGAAGAAAGUCCACAACUGCAGCCACCACGACCCCAUCCCCAACAUCAUCCUGACAGCUGUAGACUCCCCUCCCGGCUUCUCCAAGGAGAUCACCAGCGCGCUGUCCGCUGUGCCCGGCUUCGAGAUGGACCCGUCUCUGGAGGAAGAUCUGAACAUCGAGCCCCUCACUCUGGACGGACUGCAUAUGCUCAGCGACCCCUACGCCCCCCUGACGGACCCCCUGGUGGAGGACUCCUUCCGCUCCGACCGGCUGCAGUGAGGGGCUCCUGCCGUGUCCGCCCCGUCGGCAGGACCUUCCUAUUCUCUGAGCCCCUGAUCUUAUAUUUUAUUAUAAAUAAAUAAAAUGUAAUUGAAAGAAUAUUCCGGAAAUCUCCGGCACCUCGGAGGAUGACCCCUACAUUCCCUGCGGCAGGUCUGCCCCGAUGACUAUUUUCCGGUAUCCACAAGUAUGGCCGCCCCGCCGUGACUUUGAGCCAUUUCUUCGUGGUCAGUGGCGGUCCACAGACUUGUGUUGUGCACUGUGCCUUUAACGUGAGCGCUCCUACCGCAGUGUUCCUGACGCCCGACUUUUCUAUAUUUCUUAUUGUUUUUUUAGGUAAAACUUAUUUAUUGACCCCCGAUUUUGCAGACGCGGGGGCGAGACGGGAGGCGAUCCGCCCCUCAUCCGUUUCCUUUUCUAAACUGUGCUGUAUAGAUAUGUAUAUAUUUGUAUGGAAAACGUACUUUUUAUAAGAUAGCAAAAAUAAAUGCGAAAACUGCUGA